AUGGCACAACAAGAAUGCAAGGAUGAGUAUGAAGUUUUGGAAACAUCAAAGGUUGAGAGAAGUAGUUACCCAGCAAAAAGGACUAUAAACUCACAGCUAUUUGAGGUAGAGAUGGUGUUCAUUCAACAGAAGUUCAUGGCUGCAAAAUAUCUUUCCACAAAUGACAAGCUUCAUAAUUCAAAAGAAUUUUGUGUUGCUCCUAGAUCAAAAUGCAGUCACUUGGUAGAUGUGGACCCAUCAAAAUUGGAUAAGUAUGAAAGCAGUACCAUUGGUUGGAAGUCAGAGAAAGGGAUUUUACAAUGCUCUCGUUGGAAACAUUAUGAUGGUCUUUUUACCCACUUCUAUAAUCAUCGUGGUGCUAAAAAACCUCUUAAAUCACUAAACAUUGAAUUAGAAGGGAAACAUGAGAGUGAGACAAACAUCCUCCCAACACGGAUUGUUGUUUUGAAGCCAAAUCCUGAGAAGAUGCAGAAUGCUACUAAAUCUGUUUUAUCAACCAGUUCUUUUCAUGGUUUUUUGAGGCCCAAGUCUAGGGAGCCCAAAGAAAAAGCUAAGGAGAUUACUAGGAAAAUGAGAGAAAGUUUACACGGUGAGCCGAUGGAUUUGCCCUCCAUAUUUAAGGGAUAUGCUGGGGAUGAUAGCUCAUAUAAUGUGUCUGAAAGUGAUUCUAGAAGUGAAUUAGAACUGACAAUAUCGAUUCUCAGAAAGACCUAUCACUGGAGUAACCGACCUAGACCUUCAUCAUGGCUCUCGAAUGUGUCAUCUGUAAGUAAGGAGGCCAAGAAGAGACUCUCAGAGAGGUGGAAAAUGUCCCAAAGGUAUCAGAAUGUUGGAACAGUUGGUAAGGCCAGCUCUCUAGGUCAAAUGCUUUCUAUUAAUGAUACGGAAAUGAGGCCAGAGAGUUUUUAUCCAAUGACUGGUUUGGAUGGAUCUAGUGACAGAUUUGUUAGCAAUGAUGAAAUUGCUGGGUGGGAUAAUCCUUUGGGUAUUAGUAGUAGGGAUGGUUGGAAGGAUAGUAUCAGAAUUUCAUUCAGAUCGAGAUCUUUUGUUGCUUCAUCUGUCAGCUCUGGUGGCCCUAAAACAAACAUGCAAUGUGAAACUCUUGACCAGGACAGUUAUUUGAUUGUUAGAGAAGCCAUGAAUCGGGGUAAAAAUAAGGCAAUCAGGAGAAAUUCUAAUAAGAAAGAAGAUUCUUCAUCCAGAAAAAUAAGAUCCAACAGUAAGAAAUCUCAAUCCUCUCGUCACACCUAUAAUGAUGGUACUGAUUCCUUUGGGGAAGAGCAAUUUAACCUAUCUCAGGUGGAGAUCAACCUUGGAAAGAAAGAUCCUGCAAAACAGAAGUCUUUAGUUUCUCAGAUGCGGACUCAUAACAUCAACGGUAAAAUUUUAAUUAAUGAUGCUGAGGCGGAUGGUGGACAUGCGGAUGUGUAUUCUGAAUCUCUUGAUGAGGAGUUGCCCUCAAAACCAUCAUCUUGUUUGUUAGGAAAUCGUACUUCUUCGACCCCUGGUCCAGAGGAUUCAAAAGCACAGGUUUCAGUUUUGGAAGCCCUAUUUGUGGAAGAUGUAAACGUAAUAUCACCUGGUUCAAAUUGCUUUGAGAGAGUCAAUGCUGAUCUUCACGGGCUUCCAAUGCAGCUUAAGCUACUCAAGAUGGAGUUUGGAGCAAAUGCAAAUGGACUAAUGCUUACACCAAGUGACAAAGAUGUUGGCCAAGGAUUUGUCUCGGUCUCCGAGGACAAUGAAGUAUUUAAUGAUGAGAGUUGGGAAUUUGUCUAUCUAGCUAAAGUGCUAAUCGACUCUGGAUAUGAUGAUGCUGACCCCGACACUUUCAUGUCAACAUGGUACUCUCUCGAUUUCCAUCUGGACCCUUGUUUAUUUGACAACGUCGAGAAGAAGUAUUCCAAUUAG
Molecule: messenger RNA, 1908 nt
Organism: Camellia sinensis
Lineage: Eukaryota; Viridiplantae; Streptophyta; Magnoliopsida; Ericales; Theaceae
Source: RefSeq, a predicted model, not a curated record